CCCAGGCCUGGCGGUGUCACUUGUCCCUGCGAGCCAUGAGCGGGCUCCGGGUUGCACGCCUCACGCCGUUGGAGCUUCUGCUGUCGCUGCUACCGCUGCUGCUUGGGACGCGGCCCUAUGGCAGUCCAGGCCCACUGCAGUGCUACAGCGUCGGUCCCCUGGGAAUCCUGAACUGCUCCUGGGAACCUUUGGGCGACCUGGAGACUCCACCUGUGCUGUAUCACCAAAGUCAGAAAUACCAUCCCAAUAGAGUCCGGGAGGUGAAGGUGCCUUCCAGACAGAGCUGGGUGACCAUUCCCCGGGAACAGUUCACCAUGGCUGACAAACUUCUCAUCUGGGGAACACAAGAGGGACAGCCUCUCUGGUCCCCUGUUUCUGUAAACCUGGAGACCCAAAUGAAGCCAGACACCCCCCAGAUCUUCUCUCAAGUGGAUAUUUCGGAGGAAGCAACCCUGGAGGCCACUGUGCAGUGGGCACCGCCCGUGUGGCCACCGCAGAAAGUUCUCAUCUGUCAGUUUCGGUACAAAGAAUGCCAGGCUGCAUGGACCCAGCUGGAGCCCCAGCUGAAGACAGAUGGGCUGACUCCUGUUGAGAUGCAGAACCUGGAAUCUGGCACCAGCUACCAGGUGUCUGGCCGCUGCCAGGUGGAGAACGGAUAUCCAUGGGGAGAGUGGAGUCCGGCCCUAUCCUUCCAGACGCCAUUCUUAGAUCCUGAAGAUGUGUGGGUAUCGGGGACCGUCUGUGAAACAUCUGACAAACGGGCAGCCUUGCUUGUCUGGAAGGACCCAAAACCUUGUGUGCAGGUGACUUACACAGUCUGGUUUGGGGCUGGAGAUAUUACUACAAUUCAAGAAGAGGUCCCGUGCUGCAAGUCCCCUGUCCCUGCAUGGAUGGAGUGGGCUGUGGUCUCUCCUAGCAACAGCACCAGCUGGGCACCUCCCACCAACCUGUCUCUGGUGUGCUUGGCUCCAGAAUCUGCCCCCCGUGACGUGGGAGUGAGCGGUCCUGAUGGGAGCCCAGGGAUAGAGGUGACCUGGAAACAAGGGACCAGGAAACCGUUGGAGUACGUGGUGGACUGGGUUCAAGAUGGUGCCGGCCUGGACAAGCUCAACUGGACCCGUGUCCCUCCUGCAAACCUCAGCACGUUGUUACCAGGGGAUUUCAAAGGAGGGGUCCCCUAUCGAAUUACAGUGACUGCAGUAUACUCUGGAGGAUUAGCUGCUGCACCCUCAGUUUGGGGAUUCAGAGAGGAAUUAGUACCCCUUGCUGGGCCAGCAGUUUGGCGACUUCCAGAUGACCCCCCAGGGACACCUGUUGUAGCCUGGGGAGAAGUACCAAGACACCAGCUCAGAGGCCAGGCUACUCACUACACCUUCUGCAUACAGAGCAGAGGCAUCCCCACCGUCUGCAGGAACGUGAGCAGUCAAACCCAGACCGCCACUCUGCCCAACCUUCACUCGGGUUCCUUCAAGCUGUGGGUGAUGGUGUCCACCGUUGCAGGACAGGGCCCACCUGGUCCCAACCUUUUGAUUCACCUACCAGAUAAUAGGAUCAGGUGGAAAGCUCUACCCUGGGUUCUGUCCCUGUGGUGUUUGCUUCUGAUGGGCUGUGGCCUGAGCCUGGCCAGUACCAGGUGCCUGCAGGCCAGGUGCUUACACCAGCGACACAAGAUGCUUCCCCAGUGGAUCUGGGACAGGGUUCCUGAUCCUGCCAACAGCAAUUCUGGGCAACCUUACAUCAAGGAGGUGAGCCUGCCCCAACCGCCCAGGGAAGGACCCAUCGUGGAGGUGGAGGAAGUGGAGCUACAGCCUGUCGUGGAGUCCCCUAAAGCCUCUGCCCCGCUUUACUCUGGGUAUGAGAAACACUUCCUGCCCACACCUGAGGAGCUGGGCCUUCUGAGGCCUCCAGCCCCCAGGAUCUAGCCUGAUCUGCUUCCGGCUUGGGGCUGUACCCCUAGCUUGGGCUAGACUUUUUUUCUCACUAUGGCUGGCCUAGAACUCAAUAUAACAACCAGGCUGGCCUAGAACUCCCCAAGACUCACCUGGCUCUGCCUUCCAAGGACUGAAAAGAACCGAGUAGGCCGCCUCCCACCCAGCCAGCUUUUCUUUUCCUUGCCUAUGGGUCUUUGGCAUAUGUUCAUUACCGCAGAAGAAUCAACACCCUCACAGCCUCAACCCAUCGUUGUUAUUUCCUCCUCGUGUCAGAGGCUUGCUAGGUAGCCAAGGCUGGCCUCGAACUUGUGGUCCCCCCUGGUGCAGCGUCCCCAGAGCUGGGAUGACAGGUGUGUGUCACCUCAUCGAGUGUCACCUUUGAUUCUAAUAAGAAUAACUACCAGGGCUGGAGAGAUGGCUCAGGGGUUAAGAGCACUGACUGCUCUCUUCCAGAGGUCCUGAGUUCAAUUCCCAGC
Mus pahari (shrew mouse) is the source of this 2407-nucleotide messenger RNA. It is a transcript of the gene Il27ra, whose product is annotated as interleukin 27 receptor subunit alpha. The record is from RefSeq and is a predicted model, not a curated record. Gene Ontology annotation, cellular component: interleukin-23 receptor complex; interleukin-12 receptor complex; external side of plasma membrane. The coding region runs from base 36 to 1922 and encodes 628 amino acids. Gene Ontology annotation, molecular function: interleukin-23 binding; interleukin-27 receptor activity; interleukin-12 receptor binding. The transcript is spliced from 14 exons. Gene Ontology annotation, biological process: cytokine-mediated signaling pathway; positive regulation of activated T cell proliferation. NCBI's taxonomy places the organism in Eukaryota, Metazoa, Chordata, Mammalia, Rodentia, Muridae.